AUGUUUGUUCAACGAAGCGUUUUCGCCCUCGCGAGGCGAGCUCCUCUCGGAGCUGUCGCCAAGCGCUCUUUCUCUACCUCGUUCGUUCGAUACGAAACAAAGUCGAAAUGGGAUCCUCAACCUGGUGAAUCUGCUGGAAAGAUGGUGUCCUUCGAAGAGGCCAAAACCCCAGCAGAUCUCUUAGCCCCCGGUGCUAAGGCUGGUACCGUCCCUACUGAUCUCGAGCAAUCUACCGGUUUGGAGCGAUUGGAACUCUUGGGUAAAAUGCAAGGAAUCGACAUUUUUGACCAGAAGCCUCUCGAUGCUUCAAGACUCGGAACUAUCCAGGACCCAAUUGUCGUCCAAUCUGCUGGAGAGGAACACUACGUCGGAUGCACUGGCUACCCUGCCGACUCCCACACCGUCAUCUGGCUAACUGUCUCCAAAGACCGCCCAAUCGAGCGCUGCUCAGAAUGCGGUAAUACCAUCAAGAUGGAGUAUGUUGGUCCAAAGGAAGAUCCUCACGCUCACGGAUUUCCUUUCCAUGAUAUCUUUGUAUCUGUACUAAAAGAAACGCUGAGGGAGACUAUGCCUUAA
This is a messenger RNA of Microsporum canis CBS 113480, 576 nucleotides long. RefSeq names its product cytochrome c oxidase polypeptide IV. The transcript has 6 exons. NCBI's taxonomy places the organism in Eukaryota, Fungi, Ascomycota, Eurotiomycetes, Onygenales, Arthrodermataceae. Gene Ontology annotation, biological process: mitochondrial electron transport, cytochrome c to oxygen. The record is from RefSeq and is a predicted model, not a curated record. Bases 1 to 576 code for a protein of 191 amino acids. Gene Ontology annotation, cellular component: mitochondrial envelope.